Molecule: messenger RNA, 1119 nt
Organism: Phycomyces blakesleeanus NRRL 1555(-)
Lineage: Eukaryota; Fungi; Mucoromycota; Mucoromycetes; Mucorales; Phycomycetaceae
Product: helix-loop-helix DNA-binding domain-containing transcription factor
Exons: 5
Coding region: 1-1119 (372 amino acids)
Biological process (GO): regulation of transcription by RNA polymerase II
Molecular function (GO): RNA polymerase II cis-regulatory region sequence-specific DNA binding; DNA-binding transcription factor activity, RNA polymerase II-specific; protein dimerization activity
Source: RefSeq, a predicted model, not a curated record
AUGACAGACAAGUUUUCGUUGUCGGUUGAGUACAUGCCCGAUUACUCAAUUUCUUCCUAUGCUAAUAAAGCUGGAAUAGAAGAGCAGGGAAUUCUUUAUACAGACAAUUCGUUCGAUUGUCUCAAGACAAGUACACCUACGGCCUGCCCAGUAGUAUCGUCUCAGUACCAGCGUACAACUAUGUCUAACAGCCGUAGCUCCCCACAUUCAUUGACAUAUCCCUCAGAUGGCAGUCCAGAAACACCUCUUUCAUUUCUGACUUCUUGCUGCACCUCGCCAACACCUGCUCCACUUACGAUGGUGCUGUCCAACUCAACAUCCACAUCCACAGCCACAGCCACAGCUACAACCGUAGCAUCAGGACCAGGACAAGGACAAGGACCAGCAGCCAUAACAUCAGCCUCGAUAUCAGCCUCAAAUUCUACUUCUACCUCUAUUUUUUCCAACUCGUCCUCUUCCUCCACAUCAUCAUCGUCUUCUUCAUCGUCUUCUUCGUCUUUGCCUCUUUGUUUCUCGUCACAGCUGUUGCCUUGCUCACCCACCUCAAAUGCAUCUCCGUCACCGCAUGCUCAUGCUCACCGACCUUCGUUUUCUCUGGUAGAGACCUCUCUGAGCUUACCAAAUUCAUUUUUUCCGGAGUUCUUCCAGUACUCCAAAGAAACGUACGAACAGUCGACAGGGUUUAGUCGCAAGAAGCGCCGCUGUAUUCCUUCUAACUCCCCCUCUCAGCUCGUACUGGAAAUGACAAAUAACGAGUGGGAUUUUCAAGAGAACAAAUCCACUGGUCACAAUACUGAGACCCCAAGUACGUGUGCAAUAUCGAAUGCUGAGCUCAGGCGGCAGAUCCACAUACAGUCAGAGCAGAAGAGACGAGCACAGAUUAAAGACGGAUUUGAAGAUCUUCGUAAUGAACUACCGGCGUGUGUUAACAAGAAGAUGAGCAAGGUGGCUCUCCUGCAUCGCACUGUUCAACACAUUCAACAUUUGAAAAGUAUGCAAAUGGCAAUACUGGCAGAACUGGAGAGUCUGAUGGCAGAAAAUGAACAGCUAAGAAAGUUUCGUGAGAGCAUGCUCCAGAAACAAGCAUUGGAAAAGAUGUAUCAAAUCAAUACGCUUUGA